AUGAGAGUACUCCAAGAGAAACUAAAAGAUCUUUCCAGGGAACUUAGCCACUGGUCCAAAACUUCUAUAGGGGAUAUUUAUGAAAAGGUCAAAUUCUAUGAAAAGAUUGUGAAAGACAAAGAAAACAUCAUGGAUGCUGACCCGAGUGAGAAGAUCAGGCAAGAUUUGAAUAAGAUGGCUGCUGAAUACACCAGAUAUUUAGGGCUUCAAAGUAGCAUUUUACAACAAAAGGCAAAUCUUCAAUGGAAAGAAGAAGGGGACUCUUGCUCUAAAUAUUUUUUUAGUGUCAUCAAACAAAAGAGAAGAAGAAAUUAUAUCCAUAGAAUCCAGGAUGAAAAUGGAUAUUGGAUAGAAGAUCCCAAUGACAUAGGAAAUACUGUUGUCCGGUUUUACAGUAAUCUCUUUAGCAAUGACAGUCAACAGAAUGGAGAUGAUUUUGGAGCUCUCAAUCAACUCCAUAGUAUCAUCAGUCGUGAGGACAACGAAAUGCUCACCAGAAUGCCUGAAGAAGAGGAGAUCUUUGGUUUCAUUAGUGAUAGAUUAAUCACAGAGAAUGUUAUCCUUACUCAGAAAAUUGUUCAUAAUAUGAGCAAGAACAAAAAAAAGGAGAACAUGAUCAUAAAGCUUGACAUGGAGAAAGCCUAUGACAGAGUGUCCUGGGCUUUUCUAUAUGUGGUUCUUGAGAAAAUGGGUUUUAAUGAUACCUUCAUUGACAUUAUCAGAAGACUUGUUGAAAAUGCAUGGUAUUCUGUUAUGAUAAAUGGAGAUAGAAAGGGAUUUUUUCACUCGUCUAGGGGACUCAAACAGGGAGACCCCCUAUCACCUUCUCUCUUUGUAAUCUCUGCUGAAAUUCUAUCUAGAAUGCUUAAUAAUCUUUUUGACAACAGGAAAUACACUGGUUUCACCAUGGAAGCAAAGGGACCACAAAUAAACCAUCUUGCAUACACAGAUGAUGUGGUUAUUUUUACCUCAUGGAAGGAAAAGUCUCUGAGAAGGGUUAUGAGGCUGCCCUAUUUUUACAGGAAGGAAAAAGAUAUGUUAUUUCACAUAGAUGACCACCAAGAUUUUAAAGAAAGCUGGGGCUUGGCAAGGAAAUCUAUUGUCAUUUGGAGGGAAACUGUCAUUAUCCAACAAGUCCUGCAGUCACAGACUAUGCACCUACUUGCUGCUAUAUCUCCUCCUAAAUAUGUUUUGACUCAAAUAGAGAAAUAUUUACAAGAUUUCUUCUGGGGCGAAAAAGAGGGUAAGAAGAAACAUUACUGGGCAGCCUGGAAAUAUCUUUGCUAUCCAAAGGAUGAAAGUGGUGCUGGUUUCAAGAGCCUAGUUGAUAUUCAGACAUCUUUCGCUAUGAAAAGGUGGUGGAGACUUAGAAUAGAAGAUAACUUGUGGACUAAGUUCAUGAAUGCUAAAUAUUGUAAAAGAGUUAACUUGGUAGCAAGAAAGUGGACAUCAGGACAAUCACAAAGCUGGAAGGAACUCAUGCUGAUCAAGCAAGACUCAGAACCUCACAUGCUAUGGCAAAUUAAUAAAGGGAACGUUUUGUUUUGGUGGGAUAAUUGGAUUGGUCUUGGCCCAUUAUCCAUGUUCGUUAACAGAGACAUUGCCGUUGGAAAUACUCAAGUUAAGGAGCUUAUCAUAGAAAACAGAUGGAACAACGAGAGAUUGCAGACGAUGCUUAAUACCGACGGUAGCUCAAUGAGCAGAGCCAACAAAGCAGGUGGAGGGGGCAUCCUCAGAGAUCAUCAUGGGAAUCUAAUUAUGGCCUUCACUGCCUCUAUGAAUUUCUGCUCUAACAACAUGGCUGAAACUCAAGCAGCUAAUUGUGGCUUGAAAUGGUGUCAACAGAACAAUAUUCACCCGCUUAUUCUUGAGAUGGACUCCAAAAUAGUGGUGGAUAUGAUUAAUGGUACAAGCAAACCAACCUGGAAGCUUCAACACUGGAUUGCCGAGAUUCAGGAUAAAGUACUCUCAAAGCUAAGGUGA
This is a messenger RNA of Lycium ferocissimum, 1983 nucleotides long. RefSeq lists its product as uncharacterized. The transcript has 4 exons. The coding region runs from base 1 to 1983 and encodes 660 amino acids. Gene Ontology annotation, molecular function: RNA-DNA hybrid ribonuclease activity; nucleic acid binding. The record is from RefSeq and is a predicted model, not a curated record. NCBI's taxonomy places the organism in Eukaryota, Viridiplantae, Streptophyta, Magnoliopsida, Solanales, Solanaceae.